GUUGGAUUUGGGGCAGGCUUUGACGGGGCGGUACAGUCCGGCGAGCCGGGGUCAGAGUCUGGCUGGCGUGACCUUGCGGCGGAAUGUCCUUAUGCAGGGCAGGGAUGAAUGGCCCCGGGCACCCAGCGGAGGUCUGGGCAUGGAACUGGUCGAGAAGCGCCCGGACGGCAAUACGGUCUACAAGAUCCUCCAUAAUGCGGCGUACACGGAUGUGCAGAGGCAGUUUGAGCUAUGCGUGGAGUCGAUGGACCCCCAGCGUAUGAUUCAUCUUCUGCAGUACAACCCCUACCAUAUCUCCACUCUCCUCCAGGUGUCGGAGAUUGCCAAGCACCAGGGUGAUCACGCCGUCUCCGCGGACCUGCUUGAGCGAGCGCUCUUCAAUAUCGGGCGGUCGGCUCAUUCCUCGUUUGGCAACCUGCUGAAGCAAGGCCAGGCGAAGCUGGACUUCGUGCACGAGGCGAACCGGGAACUCUGGCUUGUCGGUUGGCGGUAUAUUGCCAAUUUGGGUAUGAAGGGAACGUGGCGGACGGCAUACGAGUGGGCGAAGUUGCUUCUGGGUCUUAAUGAGAGCGAUCCGUACUGCAUACGCUUGUUGAUCGACCACCUGGCGCUUCGAGGUCGAGAGUACUCUCACUUUGUCGAUCUGUGCACCCAGACUCGGCUGAGCAAGGGUUGGGAGACUCUGCCUAACAUCCAAUGUUCGCUCGCCCUGGCAUAUCUGCGACUGAACAAACCCAAGGAUUGCCGCGAGCAGCUUCGCCGGGCCAUGUCCCGCUACCCGUGGGUGUUCUGCAAGCUCGCGCAGGAAUUAGACAUCCAGCCUAUGCCCAAGCGUAUCUGGGGCAAGAUGCCUCCUACAACUUCCCACGAAUUGCUUACUGAACUCUACAUCUCUCGAGCAAAGGAUCUUUGGAAUACUCCGGAAGCUGUCUCCCUGAUCGUGGAGGUGGCGGACACGUUGCCGGAAGAAGAGGAGCCUGUCGAACCGCCAGAGAUUACUCUUGACAUUGCGCGCCACGUCGUUAUUUCCGAUAUUCCGAAGGUCACGACUUUCCUUCCGGGACGUUUCAUUUCUGGACGCAUCUCGUCGUCAGACCCUCUUCCUCCGCAAGGAUCGGAGGCUCAUCGCCAGCAGUCUGAUCCCACUCCGCCGUGGGUAGCCCCAGUUCCCCCAGGUGGGGGGCGCCCUCAAUGGCUUCGGGAUCUUCUGGAUCAGCUGAACAACAACGUAAAUCAAUUCCCUGCAUUCCAACGUGAUGGCGACGAGGUGAUUGAGGCCGAUGACAUAUCAGCUCACGGAGGGGAGACAAAUAAUGCACAGGCACAUCCGAGUGCCGACCAGCCACUGCUUCUGGAGCAAUGGCUGUUGAGCGACGGUAUGCACGCGCUUCAGGCAUUCCUCCAACAAUACGGGGUGGAUCGAGGAAACUGGGGAGAUGUCGUCGACUACUCUCCUUUGACCGAGUAUGUAGAUGCGUUAGACUCCGUGCAGCCGGAGUCGGAACAGGAAUCAUUGUUAAGAGGGCCUAUCCGCGAGGCUAUGGGCGAGCUGGCGGUUGCCAUGCUGGAGGAUGAAUUGCAGCUGCUUCGAUACGAUGAAGAGGAGGAUAUUUGAUACCCCACUGAGGUUACCUUAUCGUUAUGUGCGCUAGAAAGAUGAGUAUGAAAUAGAAGAGUAGUGAUCAGG
Messenger RNA from Aspergillus homomorphus CBS 101889, 1687 nucleotides. Its product is annotated as transcriptional repressor TCF25 family protein. Gene Ontology annotation, cellular component: RQC complex. Bases 92 to 1615 code for a protein of 507 amino acids. The record is from RefSeq and is a predicted model, not a curated record. Gene Ontology annotation, molecular function: protein binding. Gene Ontology annotation, biological process: rescue of stalled cytosolic ribosome; ribosome-associated ubiquitin-dependent protein catabolic process. NCBI's taxonomy places the organism in Eukaryota, Fungi, Ascomycota, Eurotiomycetes, Eurotiales, Aspergillaceae. The transcript has a single exon.